Messenger RNA from Triticum aestivum (bread wheat), 1389 nucleotides. Its product is annotated as receptor-like protein EIX2. The record is from RefSeq and is a predicted model, not a curated record. The coding region runs from base 1 to 1389 and encodes 462 amino acids. Lineage: Eukaryota; Viridiplantae; Streptophyta; Magnoliopsida; Poales; Poaceae. The transcript has 2 exons. Gene Ontology annotation, molecular function: protein binding.
AUGGCGAGAUCGGCGUACGUGAGCCUCCUUCGCGCCACCAUCGCGCUCCUCCUCCUGCUGGCCCUCGCUUUUCAGGUGAACUUCCCAUACCAACAAGCUUGGGUCUUAAACUCCAGUCGCUUCGUCUUGCUAACAAUAACUUUCUUGGGAGUUUUUCCAUCCGUAAUUGAAACCUGCAGAGAUCUCGUCAUCCUAGAUCUUGGGAACAACAAGUUCUUCGGUGAUAUCCCCUCUUGGGUUGGAACAAGUGUUCCCCUUCUAACAGUUCUGAGCCUCCCAUCCAACAAUUUCAGUGGUGUUGUUCCACCCGAGUUAUCCCAACAUUCUAAUCUGCAAGUCCUGGACCUGUCCAGCAACUCCUUCUCAGGUGAGAUCCUCACGGCCAUGCCAGACCACAAUUGCUCCCUUGAGUCGUUUCAUAUCGCAGGCAAUGGCUUCACGGGCGCCUUCCCGCCGUUGCUGCAAGGCUGCAACUCCCUGGCCACCCUGGACAUUGGGAACAACCGGUUCUUUGGUGGUAUCCCUGCAUGGAUCGGGAGUCAGCUUCCAUCACUGAAAAUCCUUAGGCUUAGAUCAAACAAUUUCACCGGACAAAUUCCCCCAGAGUUAUCGAGGCUUUCGGAACUUCAGCUGCUCGAUAUGGCCAACAAUAGCUUGACAGGAUCCAUUCCGGCAUCCUUCCACAACUUGAACUCCAUGAGGCAUAAUCUUCCCCAGUUGGUCCAACCGAGGGAUUCCGCUCCUUUAAAGAUUAUGCCCAAUGGACGACCGCGAGUGGAUCAGUUCCCAGAGAGAGUCAACAUAUCCUGGAAGGGCCGUGAACAAACUUUUCAGAAAAGCAUCGGGUUAAUCACAGGUAUCGACCUAUCAUGUAAUCGACUUACGGAGAACAUCCCGGAGGAGCUAACAUACCUCGAAGCUCUCCGGUUUCUGAACUUAUCCAGAAAUGAUCUAUCAGGCAGUAUUCCAGAGAGAAUCGGCAGACUGGAGCUCCUGGAGUUCCUUGACCUCUCAUGGAAUGAACUUUCAGGUGGCAUUCCUCUCAGCAUCUCAAAUCUGCCAGCCCUCGGUGUGUUAAAUCUCUCAAACAAUCACCUACAGGGCCUCAUACCCACCGGGAAUCAGUUGCAGACACUUGCAGAUCCGUCAAUAUAUGGCAAUAAUCUAGGGCUCUGCGGCUUCCCCUUGAGCCCGUGUGAGCCUAGAUUGGGCGAGGGAACUGAAGACCACACAAAACUCGUAGACCUGGGGCUGUGUUACUCUGUAAUUCUUGGCGUUGUCUCUGGCUUCUGGCUUUGGUUUGGAGCUCUGUUCUUCCUGGAGCAGUGGAGAUUUUGUUUUCUCCGUUCUGUUGAUGGCUUAUGGGUCAAAAUAGGUGUCACCCGCUAA